GUGACUAGUCGGUGUCAGCCAAAAAGGAACGGGGGUGCCGAGCUCUAAGCUGCUCAGUUCGCCGUGAGGCCACCCUCGGACAAACAAUGGAGUCCCGCUGUCAGCUGUUGCUCGCUGCUCUGAUGCUUUCAACAGUCGCGUGCGCAGUGGGCGACUGGCCGCGGUGUGCAUCGCCGGACGGCACCAUCGUCAGCUUCCACGUCGACGGCUGCAAAGAGCCCGACAUUUGCGUUCUGAAGAAAGGUACCGAGGCCAACGUGACCAUCGUCUUCAAAUCCAACGUGGCCAGCAAUGGCGUCACGGUCAAGGUGCACGGCUUGAUCCACAAGGUACCCCUUCCGUUCCCGCUGCCGCAGUCGGACGCCUGUCAGUGCGGCGUGGCGUGCCCAAUCAAGGCAGGGGCUAGCUACACCUAUCGCGGCUCGUUCCCCGUCAGACCUUCGUACCCGUCCCUCUCGCUCGACGUCAAGUGGGAGCUGCUCGACGACAACGGCAAUGACCUCACCUGCCAGCUGAUCCCCAUUCAGAUCGAGAGCUGAACAUUUCCACCUACACGGUUCGUCAGCGUGACUCUCCAUUGCAUCCGGUCCGCGAAUGAAA
This is a messenger RNA of Rhipicephalus sanguineus (brown dog tick), 600 nucleotides long. Its product is annotated as NPC intracellular cholesterol transporter 2. Gene Ontology annotation, molecular function: sterol binding. Bases 87 to 539 code for a protein of 150 amino acids. Lineage: Eukaryota; Metazoa; Arthropoda; Arachnida; Ixodida; Ixodidae. The transcript has a single exon. The record is from RefSeq and is a predicted model, not a curated record. Gene Ontology annotation, biological process: intracellular cholesterol transport.